Molecule: messenger RNA, 2843 nt
Organism: Arabidopsis lyrata subsp. lyrata
Lineage: Eukaryota; Viridiplantae; Streptophyta; Magnoliopsida; Brassicales; Brassicaceae
Product: transcription factor MYB88
Exons: 11
Coding region: 534-1976 (480 amino acids)
Biological process (GO): regulation of DNA-templated transcription
Cellular component (GO): nucleus
Molecular function (GO): DNA-binding transcription factor activity, RNA polymerase II-specific; RNA polymerase II cis-regulatory region sequence-specific DNA binding
Source: RefSeq, a predicted model, not a curated record
AGGAGAGAGAGAAAGAGUAAUGACUAAUGAGAACAAAUUUUCUUAUAGUUCCAAAUGGUAACGAGAAGUUUCUUUAAACGAAACCAAUGUUCAUGAAUCGUUUAAUCAAAAGACAAUUUCAAAAAAAAUCCCUAGAUUCACAAUUUGGGUAAAAAAUCUCAACUUUUGUUUUUCUUUCUUUCUAUAAGAAAUCUCUUUCCCUUUUACCGUUUCUUUAGUCGCAAUUCAAUCUCUCCGUGAGGGUUUAUAAAAGCAGAGAAAUUUCCCGAGUAGUGAUGAAAAAUGAGAUCCUUUUUAUAAAUUAAAUUUAGGGUUUUUGAUUUCUUUUAGUUUUCUGGAAAAAGUUUGUUUUUUUUUUCUCGGAUAAGAAAAAAAAAAAAAAAGUAGGAGGGGUCUCUCUUCUUUGUGGGAUAGAUAGAGAUAGUUUUGGGUUUUAUAAUAAAGGAGAAGGAGCGUCGAAGCAAAUUAACAAUUAGACUAAGAAAUUUUUACAGACGAGAGCGUCAGAGAGAGAAAGAGACCAAACUUCUUUAAUGGAAGAGACAACGAAGCAGACCAAGAAGAAGAAGAAGAUUCUUGUUAAUUCCGAUGAUUCCAAGAAGAAGGAGCGUCAUAUUGUUACUUGGUCUCCAGAGGAAGAUGAUAUACUAAGGAAGCAAAUCAGUUUACUUGGAACUGAAAAUUGGGCGAUCAUUGCAUCCAAGUUUAAUGAUAAGAGCACAAGGCAGUGUAGAAGAAGAUGGUAUACAUACUUAAACUCUGAUUUCAAGAGAGGAGGUUGGUCCCCUGAAGAAGAUACACUGUUGUGUGAGGCACAGAGAUUGUUUGGGAACAGGUGGACUGAGAUAGCAAAAGUGGUUUCAGGAAGAACGGAUAAUGCUGUGAAGAACAGGUUUACUACACUGUGCAAGAAGAGGGCUAAGCAUGAAGCCAUGGCGAAAGAGAACAGGAUUGCUUGUUGUGUGAACUCAAACAACAAGAGAUUGUUGUUCCAAGAUGGUAUUAGUACACCUCGAAAAGCCGAAAGUGAAUCUCCUCUUACUAAGAAAAUGAGGAGAAGUCAUAUUCCAGAUCUUACAGAGAUCAAGAGCUAUGGAGAUAGAUCACAUUUAAAGGUUGAAUCGGCUAUGACUCAACAGAGUAGACCUCCGUUUUCGGUAGUAGCCCACAAUGCUACAGGUAUUGAUGGCACGAAAGAGCAAAAACAAACAGGCAAUGCAAAAGAGAGUGACGGUGAGGAUAAAGGUAACCAAGAGGCAUUUCUUAAGAAGGAUGAUCCAAAGGUGACAGCUUUGAUGCAACAAGCUGAGCUUCUCAGUUCAUUGGCCCAGAAAGUUAAUGCAGACAACACAGAUCAAAGCAUGGAGAAUGCCUGGAAGGUUCUACAGGAUUUCUUGAAUAAGAGCAAAGAAAAUGAUCUAUUCAGAUAUGGAAUCCCAGAUAUCGAUUUCCAACUCGAUGAAUUUAAAGAUCUCGAUGAGGACUUGAGGAUUAGUAAUGAAGAUAGUCAAUCAUCUUGGAGGCAACCUGAUCUCCAUGAUUCACCAGCAAGCUCUGAAUAUAGCUCAGGAUCAGGAUCAACCAUAAUGCCGCAUCCUUCUGGUGAUAAAACCCAACAACCCAUGUCUGAUACUCAGACAACAUUGCAGAAACAAAAUGAUGGGGAUUUACUACUAGAUAAAGGUAUUGUGUCUGAUACAACUGUGGAACAAGUAAAUUUACUCACACCAUGUCAGGAAGUCCUAAAGAACCCAAAUGAGAUUGUGCCCAUGCCGGGUGACGAAGAGUUUAACUCACCUGUUCAAGUCACUCCAUUGUUCAGAUCUCUAGCAGCAGGCAUCCCAAGCCCACAAUUCUCUGAAAGUGAGAGGAACUUUCUGCUAAAAACACUCGGUGUCGAGUCCCCAUCUCCAUAUCCAAGUGCUAAUCCUUCACAACCACCUCCUUGCAAAAGAGUCCUUCUCGAUAGCUUGUAAACCAAACUCUCUAAACCAAAAAAACUGCCCCUAAACCGCGGUUAUGUCCUCAUGGAGGUGGACAUAACCUGCAUUUCUUCCCUCUUUUUGCUUAGAUUUUCUCCAUAGGUUUGCAGCCAUAUCGGCCUGAAAAGUUUUAGUGAAGCGGGCGUGCCAUGAUCUGCAUUUUUUUCCUUCCUCAGUGUUCAUAAUCUAGAAUCUAGAAUGUUAAAGGUAACAUUUCUAAAGUCUAGACCCAUCUUAUAAACUGAGUUUCUCUCUCAGAUACUCAGGAUUCCAAAACCUUUGCUCACUCAUUAGGAGAGUUUUCUUUUCAUCAUCAUACUCAAAAGCCAUUUCAUAAAAAGGGCUAAAAAAAAGUAUGAGUUUUUUCUUCCAUUCAUGAUUUGUGUGUCUUAAGAAAAAUUCUUUCGUUUGUCUCCCUCUUCUAGGGUCAGACCCAGAUACAUAAUCUUGGGUUGUCUCCCCCAUGAAUUCUUGAUUUGUUGUUUUCUUGAUUCUCUGUACAGAACCUAUAUUAUUACAUAAAAAAAAAUAGAGUUUUUGUUUCAGAGUGUAAAACUAAAGGAAAAAGAAGAAAGAAUACAACUUCAGAGAGAGAGGCAUGUCGCCUUUCUAUAUACAGUAAUGAAAAUACACAGAAGAAAAAGAAAGAAGAAAAGAUAAACAAAGAUUUUCGUAUGGUUUUGGAGCAAAACAGUGUAGUGUAACUUCUCAUAGGUGUGAGAAGAAAAAAACAAACAAAGAAAAAAGAAAGAAAUGUUUGUUUGUUUGUCAUAAAUCGUUUCCCUUUGUUCCUUUCUGAGAAGAAUCAUGUGAUUUGUAAAGAGAUUAUUAUGAGUGGAAAUGAAUUGAUUUUGGUGUGAA